Jaculus jaculus (lesser Egyptian jerboa) is the source of this 384-nucleotide messenger RNA. RefSeq lists its product as uncharacterized. The record is from RefSeq and is a predicted model, not a curated record. The transcript has a single exon. NCBI's taxonomy places the organism in Eukaryota, Metazoa, Chordata, Mammalia, Rodentia, Dipodidae. The coding region runs from base 1 to 384 and encodes 127 amino acids.
AUGGGUGCUCUGGGAGGAAAAAUCAACCGGCCGCGAAUGGAGCUGAAGAAGCUGUUCAAGCGCAGGCGGGUGCUGAGCCGGGAGCAGAGGCUGAGGCGCUGGGUGGUGGGCGCGGUGGUAGAUGAAGGGCUGGCCACGCGGCACCACCUCAAGACGCGCGCGUCCAGUGCAUGUGCCAACAUGACUCUUUCGGGAAAGAAGCGCAGAAAGCUCUUGCAGCAGAUUCGCCUUGCCCAGAAAGAAAAGGCAGCUAUGCAAGUGGAACCCCCCUCAAAGCAAGCCAGGACUAGUGAGCCACAGCCUAAACGACAAAAGAAGGAAAAAGACACCCAGGAUGUAGAUAUGGAGGAUGUAGUUAUGGAGGACCUUGACAAUGUGAGCUGA